ACGACCCCAAACUCUCAACACUACAUUCAACUCGCUUUGACCGGGUCGACCUAGUUUUAACAACUCACAAUUAACCCAACCUGUCAAAUAGAAAAGCGGAUAAAAAUCGCUCUCGAUAUGAAAUGCGUCAACAAUAGGUAAGAGUUCCAUUGUCAUUUUGGUUCUACAUUUUUGAAUGGUGACGAUGGGAGGAAAACUAAAAUUGACGGUUCAACGUUUAUGGUGAUGAGUCGAUGUUGAAGGCUGGACCUAAACUUCAAUUGGAAGUCCGGCGAGGAGCGAGGAAGUGUCGAAUUGAGUUGGAGAUCCUUGAGGAAGAAAUCCCUAAUUUGCUCGAUGAAUUUUGUGAUGCUUUCGUGAAGAAGAAGGCUCAAAAUUUGAGAGCAAAGCUUUUUCAAGGGGGGAGGGGGGCUGAUAUGAUCCCAAAUUGCUUGCAUUACAAGCUUACAUGGAUUGAUCAAGAAGCAAGUUCAAUUGGGAAGAAGGAGGCCUACUUGGGAGGCUUGGUUCUUACAAUUGGCUCGAUGGAAAUUUAAGAAGAGAGUUUAGGAAUGAAUCCAAAAUGCUAUCUAGAAAGCUUAAAUCUACCUAGCAAUGGCUAAGUAUGGAACCGUGUUCGAGAAGCAUAUUUUGGAGCUUUAUUCAAGGAAGAUGAAGGAGAGUCGAUGCCAGAGAGUUAUGCCACAUGAAAGUACAUAUUUUACUACUACCUAAAGUAAUUGGCUAAUAGAUUGAAGAUCAUUUGAUUCAUGUAUGAGACGCCCAAAGAUGCUAGGCAGAACCGUUUGUUUCUUGUGUAGGAAGGCAGAAAUUCUUAUGGCACAAGGAUUCAUAUAGAAUUAGUUUCCAAGUUGUAUUAGGUUUAUUUUAAGGUUCUUUUACCCUAGUUUUGAGUUUGUUCUUUGCCUAUAAAAGGCUCAAGUCGUGUUUGUAAAAUUCAGAAUGGAAUAGAUCAAUUUUUCCCCUAAUUCUCAAGCUUGUGAGUUUGUGAGUUUGUUUGGGUUUGGUGCGUCCAAAACUUGCUGAACCCUAGCCUAUUGAUUGAGAGAUCCCACUCAGUUACCUUGAAGGAAGUCUUAUAAUGAUUGUCAUUGACAAUGAGUAUGGUGUCCCACGGCACGUGGUACUCUUCGACCACGCAGUCGUAGGUGGAGAUAACAAAAGUCAUUGUCGGGUGAAAAGUGAAACCCUAGUUCUUAGGUAUUUCUCAUUCACACUUUGAUAUCAAUAGGCAAAAGCAUGGCACUACAAGAGAUAUCAUGUGCAGGCUAGCAUUUGGAGACAUAACAAAGAUAAACAUGACAAACUCAAACUAAAGUCUAAGUGCGCAUAACAUUGACAUAAAACUAAACUUGAUGAUGAUAAUUUCCGCUAAACCUGUCAAUCCACUUUGAAAUUUGUGGUCGUCGGUUUGAGUUUUGACGAUUACUUGUAAUAUCUCCUGAUACCUAUGGUGUAUUUGGAUAAUUUAGUUUGGUUAAUUUGGAUAAUUGGUUUGGUUAAUUAUAAUUAUGUGUGGAUUUUUAUGUGUUAUUCAUUAUAUAAAUUGCAAAUUGAUGCACUAACGAGAAAUUUUUCUCACUUAAUGAUAAUGUGAAGGUAUAUUGGUUAGUUUGGUUAACCAAAUGACCAAACCGAUUAAACUCUAGUGUGGUUUAUUUGGUCGUUGUAUUAGUUUGGACUGUUUGGUUAUAUUCCAUGGCUAAUAGAAUUUAAUCUUAUUUGGUUUGGUAAUUACCAUGGUAACCAUUUGAAUAGUAUCAAUGAUACCCCCGCAAGCGGGUGUGCACAAAAUGUGCACACCAAGCUUGGAGAGUGAAUACAGUCUUGACUUGAGAAUGUUGUUGCACUGGGCUUGCUAACUUCCCUUCAAUCUUCAAUUGGUUAAGUUGUUGCAUCUUGCUUGCUGGCUUCCCAUACAUCUUCUAAACAACUGUUGCAUCUGUGGCUAGCCAGCUAUCAAAUCUUCUGGUGAUACCACUUCAUCUUGGCUAGUUGGCAUCCCAUCAUCAUCAUCAUCAUCAUCAUCAUCAUCAUGUUCUUAACCUUCUACUUCUUCUUCUUCUUCUUCAACUCCUCAACCUCCAACUUCAGCUUUGUAGCUUCAGUAUCUCCAGAUAAGUUAGGAUAUGUUGUUGCUUUUUCUUGGCUAGCUAGAACUCCUUCAAUCAAAAAUACCACUGCAUCUUUGCUAGUUGGCUUUACUUUCAUAUCUUCAGCUUUUCAGCUUUAGAUGUAUCUUCAAUUUGGUUGAGAUAUGCUGCUGCAUUUUUGUCUGGCUAGCAAUCCUUCCCAUAAAAGACCGAAUUCAUCAAGGGAGUGCUUGUUGGCUACUUCCCUCAACUGCUCCAAUUUGAUGAUGAUAUGCUGCGACUACUUGAGCUAGCUAGCAUUCAAAAGAAAAUGACUUGAAACUC
Messenger RNA from Linum trigynum, 2417 nucleotides. The record is from the annotation of a GenBank genome assembly. NCBI's taxonomy places the organism in Eukaryota, Viridiplantae, Streptophyta, Magnoliopsida, Malpighiales, Linaceae.